AUGGAAGAUGAAAAUGCACAGCCCAAAUUUAAGAGAAUGUAUAUUAGGUAUAAUGCACAAAAACUUGGGUUUUUGGGAGGUUGUAGACCAAUCAUUAGUUUAGAUGGGUGCCACUUGAAAGGGAGAUUUGGGGGGCAAAUACUUUCUGCCAUAGCUAGAAAUGCAAAUGAUAAUAUUUUCCCAGUUGCAUUUGCUGUUGUUGAGCAAGAAAACAAAGAUUCAUGGGGCCUUAUACCUGCAAUUGAGAUGUUGUUCCUAACUUGUGAGCAUAGGUAUUGUGUGAAGCAUAUCUAUAAUAAUUUCAAAGUGGAUCGUAAGGGCUUAGAGUUGAAGGAUGCACUGUGGAGAUGUGCUGGAGCCACAACAAUCAGGGAGUUUGAGAGAAGAAUGCAGGAAAUGAAGGAUUUGGAUGUCAAGGCAUGGGAGUAUCUUGCUAACAUCAACCCUGCACAAUGGUCUAAGUCUUACUUUAGUAGUAGAGUUUUGUGUGAUUGUUUAGCUAAUAACUUGAGUGAGUCUUUUAAUGCCAUGAUCUUAGAAGUUAGGGAUAAUCCAAUUUUAGCAAUGUUGGAGUGGAUUAGAGUUAGGCUCAUGACCAAACAAUACAAAAAGAUGAGAGGUAUAGCAAAAUACACUGGAAAAGUUUGUCCUAAUAUUCAAGACAAAUUAGAGAAGUUAAAACAUGAAUCUAUACCUUUCAGUGCUACUCCAGCAGGCAGCUUCAUGUAUGAGGUUGACAAUGGUCGUGAGAGACAUGUGGUUGACUUGGCUAAGAAAGCAUGCAGCUAUAGGAUUUGGGAUUUGACAGGACUUCCCUGCAAACAUGGGAUCUCUGCUAUUGUUAAGAACCUGAAGAAAGUGGAGGAUUAUGUGUAUCCUUGUUACUUAAAAGAGACAUUUACUGAAACUUACAAAGAGAUAAUAUAG
This is a messenger RNA of Quercus lobata, 927 nucleotides long. RefSeq lists its product as uncharacterized. The transcript is spliced from 2 exons. The record is from RefSeq and is a predicted model, not a curated record. Bases 1 to 927 code for a protein of 308 amino acids. NCBI's taxonomy places the organism in Eukaryota, Viridiplantae, Streptophyta, Magnoliopsida, Fagales, Fagaceae.